Molecule: messenger RNA, 1205 nt
Organism: Mauremys reevesii (Reeves's turtle)
Lineage: Eukaryota; Metazoa; Chordata; Testudines; Geoemydidae
Product: zinc finger protein 211-like
Exons: 1
Biological process (GO): regulation of transcription by RNA polymerase II
Molecular function (GO): RNA polymerase II cis-regulatory region sequence-specific DNA binding; DNA-binding transcription factor activity, RNA polymerase II-specific
Source: RefSeq, a predicted model, not a curated record
CUUAUCACACAUAGGAGAAUCCACACCUGUGAGAAACUGUAUGGAUGCUCUGAGUGUGGGAAAAGCUUCAGUCAGAGCUCAGAUCUUAUCAGACAUCAGAGAAUCCAUACCGGGGAAAUGCACUACACAUGCUCUGAGUGUGGGAAAAGCUUCAGUCGGCGCUCACAGCUUAUCACACAUCGUAGAAUACACACUGGAGAGAUGCCCUACACAUGCUCUGAGUGUCAGAAAAGUUUCAGUUGGAGCGCACACCUUAUCAGACAUCAGAGAAUCCAUACAGGGGAGACGCCCUACACGUGCUCUGAGUGUGGGAAAAGCUUCAAUCAGAACUCUGCCCUGAGCGCACACAGGAGAAUCCACACAGGUGAGAAACCGUAUGGAUGCUCUGAGUGCGGGAAAAGCUUCAAUCAGAGCUCUGCCCUGAGUACACAUAGGAGAAUCCACACAGAUGAGAAAUUGUAUGGAUGCUCUGAGUGCAGGAAAAGCUUCAAUCACAGCUCUGCCCUGAUCACACAUCAGAAAAUCCACACAGGGGAGAAGCCCUACACAUGCUGUGAGUGUGGGAAAAGCUUCAGUUGGCGCUCACACCUUAUCAGACAUCAGAGAAUCCACACAGGGGAGACUCCCUACACGUGCUCUGAGUGUGGGAAAAGCUUCAGUCAGAGCUCUGCCCUGAGCACACAUAGGAGAAUCCACACAGGAGAGAAACUCUACACAUGCUCUGAGUGCGGGAAAAGCUUCAAUCAGAGCUCAAGCCUUAUUAGACAUCACAAAAUCCACAUGAGUGAACUGUUAUAAAUCCUUUGACUAGAGCUGGCCAAAGUUUUUUUUUUUUUUUAAAUCACAUUUGCUAAUUCCCACAUAGUGAUUUUUACACCAUCUUCACCAUGGCGCCUCAGCUCCCCCAGAUGAGUUGCCUGCUUCUGCCUUUGGCAGCUCACCCUUCUUUGGGGUCAAUCCUCUGAUUUUUUUUUUCUAUCAACUCCUUUCCUUUUGAGUCAUAGGAGUGUGUGUCCCUCCAGCCAGGCAUGUUUAUCAGCUCCAGGUGGAGGGAGAGAGGUUUAAUCCCAACAAGCUACAUUGAGGCAAAAACUACCUGUUCCGUACAUCCACUAGGACUGUACAUGGCGUUGGCUGCUCAAGUUAGUGAUCUUGGUGUAAAAAGACAAUUAUAGUUGUAGUGCGGAUGCAGCCCAGGUGCAGUG